Tarenaya hassleriana is the source of this 2539-nucleotide messenger RNA. RefSeq names its product protein CASC3-like. The transcript is spliced from 12 exons. Gene Ontology annotation, molecular function: mRNA binding. Bases 160 to 2076 code for a protein of 638 amino acids. Lineage: Eukaryota; Viridiplantae; Streptophyta; Magnoliopsida; Brassicales; Cleomaceae. The record is from RefSeq and is a predicted model, not a curated record. Gene Ontology annotation, biological process: mRNA processing. Gene Ontology annotation, cellular component: exon-exon junction complex.
UCCAUUUUAUCGUCGACCCCCAAGAUAAUCGCGAUAGAACGCAUCUGAGAGACUAUUGGGUUUCCAGAGAUCUCAUACCUCAUGAAACCUUGAUUUUGGUUUCAUAAUUAGUCUUUGGCUUAGGACGUGGAUUCAACUUUCAGGUUCCUUUUGGUUAAUAUGGCGCCAACCGGCGAAGAAGAGGUGGAGUAUGAGAGUGAUCCCGAGGAGGUGAAGCGCUCCUUGGCAAUGAGGAGGAGAGAAGCGAGUGAUGAUGACGAUGAUAAAGCUGAUGGGGAGGAUGAUGCUGGUCGAAGAGGAAUUCAGAGGACCGAGACUCAUUCGGAUGGAUCUGAUGGCCAGGGGGGUGUCGCUGAAUAUGACAAUGAUGAUGAAGAAGGAUUGGGCAUAGAUGGUGAAGACCGGGAUGGUGGUUUUGAUGAAGAGGAGGAGUACAUUGAGGAAGGUCACAAUGAAGAAGUGGAUGAUGAUAGGGAACGUCUGGUGGGCAAUAUCAACAGGAUGGCUGGCGGGUUUGAGGGUAAUGUAAUGAAGUCAGUGGAUGGUGAUAGAACGCACGGGGAAGAGACAAUGGAGGAGGGUAUGAUAGAUCUUAUAGAUGAAGAGGAAGAAAAAGAGAAAGAACCAUUCUCUGUGCCCACUGCUGGAGCAUUUUAUAUGCACGAUGACAGAUUUCAGGAAAAUUCCGGUGGCCGACACAGGCGAAUGCGUGGUGGAAGGAGGCUUUGGGAAUCCAAAGAUGACGGAAAAUGGGGACAUGACAAAUUUGAGGAGAUGAAUACUCGGGACAAGCAUUAUGAAAGACGAAGGACUUCUAGGGGCCAAUUUAGAGGUCGUGGUCAGACUAGGGGACGAGAACUUGGAUACACUAGAGGGAGCAGCUCGAAUGCACUCAGCGUCAAUGGGAAUCAAAACCAGUUUUCUAAAGUUGCCCCUAGAGGGAGAAGGCCCCAAAGAUAUGAAACUGCCUCGAGAAACGAAAAUCAAGCAACAUCUGCACAAAACAAACAGUCACGGAAUUCUCAUGAGAAAAAUUCGCACCUCGAUUCAAGCCGUGUUCCAACAGCCGCAGCUAGCUCUGAGAGUGAAGCUGGUCAGGCAAAAAAGAACACAGUAGCUUCUGGUCUAAAUUCAGCUUCUCCUCCAUUUUAUCCUUCAGGGUCCUCCAAUAGCAUGGCACAGAAGGAUAUACAAGUUGGCAUGGGAAGACUGCACAUGAAUGAAAGCACUUCGCCUAUUCGAAGGGUAUCUGGGAAUGCAAAAAUGUCUUCUUCUGGGUCUUCACCGGUCAGCACUGAUCAGCCCUCUGAGUCCAUGAGUAAAGGAAGGGGUGCACCUGCCCCUGGACAAGUGUUUUAUCAGCAAUCUCUUAACCAAGUUGGCAGAACUUCACCACAUAUGCAAUCUCACGGAGUUUCAAAAGGGAGUGGCCAAAGCUGUCUCCAGCCUCCUGAUCAGGCUUUUGAUCAACACUCUACUGUCAUCAGGCCACUGGCUUCCUCUCCGCCUAAAACAAGCUCGUCAAAAGGUCCCUACCCUUCUGCUGAAAUGGAAUCUGCCUCAGAAACAGGUGCUUUGGUAGCAAUGGGAAAGGGAACACUCCAGCCUAACGGAAGCUCUUUUCUGUAUGGUGGGACUGAAGUUAUGGGGCCUGCAGGGAGUCUGGCAGUUGGCCAUGGCAAUCCUAAUUUCCCAGCUUUUCUGCCCCUUAUGCCAUUUGGUGGCCAACAAGGUGGGGUCCCCACUUUUGGCAUGGCCUUUCCAGGAUAUGUCCAACCAGAACAUGGUUUAGGAAAUCCCGAGAUGACAUGGCUGCCAAUUUUGACUGGUCCGGGGGCUCUAGGGGCUACAUACGGUCCACCUUGUGCUGCUAUUGAUGGCCCUUACCAAGCGUGCAAGCCAGGGCUACCUUCCUCUGCAGGACCUUCCAGCAAAGAGAAUGGUACGCAGAAGCCUGAUAAUGGACAAAAACCCUCGGAGAGACCUGAGGAUGCAAACAAUGGGAUUCCGCAACGGCAGAACAACCCCCCAAACAAGCAGCCACGUAGAUACUCAGAGAUGAGCUUUAGCAAGUGAUUGCAUGCCUUAUGUUACUACCCGAAAGGAGGGUGCGUUGUUUGAAUAAGUUGAUAGAAAAGAGGUUUAUAGAGAGAGCUGUGCAGAGCAUGUGGUGCUUCUCCAAGCUGUGGGCCACAACUGUUCCUGGAUUUCUUAGGGUUUUAAAAAAAAAUGGGAGAGUGGAUGUGGGUGGCUCUGGUGAGUGGUCAUUGCUGUGUGUGUUCAAAGUGAAAAGAGCAGUGUGGGGGUCUUUGGAAGGGUCAGUUAUGUGUUGUUAUAAGGUUCAGGUUCCUCUUCUUGUGUCUUUGACCAUCGUGAGUUUCUUUAUUGCUGUAUGCAAGGUUGAAGACACCACCAAGCAUUUUCUAUCUAUGUUUCAUAUCCAUAAUUUAUUACUCAAACUGGAUCAAAGAGAUUAGUACAUCUGUUUCUGUUGGAAUAUAUGAUGAAGGUAAUGGUGAUGAUGAUGAUGAUUCGUGCA